Messenger RNA from Mytilus trossulus (common blue mussel), 1321 nucleotides. Its product is annotated as neuronal acetylcholine receptor subunit alpha-3-like. Gene Ontology annotation, molecular function: transmitter-gated monoatomic ion channel activity involved in regulation of postsynaptic membrane potential; transmembrane signaling receptor activity; excitatory extracellular ligand-gated monoatomic ion channel activity. Gene Ontology annotation, cellular component: neuron projection; synapse; plasma membrane. The coding region runs from base 114 to 770 and encodes 218 amino acids. NCBI's taxonomy places the organism in Eukaryota, Metazoa, Mollusca, Bivalvia, Mytilida, Mytilidae. The record is from RefSeq and is a predicted model, not a curated record. The transcript has 4 exons. Gene Ontology annotation, biological process: chemical synaptic transmission; signal transduction; nervous system process.
UCAGCUGCUUCCAAAUUUAUUCAGCAAGGUCGGCGGCAGAAUCGAUUUUUGGAUUAGGCAUUUUGAGAAUCAUAUACAGACUUCAUCUUUUGUGUGGCGAUCAAACAAGGAAGAUGGGAAUGAUUUACUUUACAAUUUUGAUUUUGUGCGUUUCUGAAAUAGUUUCUGGGACUGUGAAUGUCACUGGAGACGGAGCCAUAAAAAGGGUGUUGAAGGAUUACAACAAAUAUGCCUACCCUGGAACAAUUGGACAUCCAACUGUGAAAAUCACACACGCCUUGAGUCCCGUAAAGAUGGAUUAUGAGCCUAAAGGAAUGUCUAUUCAGGUUUGGUCACAAUUGAACUGGAAUGACCCUAGAUUGACUUGGUCUGGACCACCAGCGAAAAUCCACCUUCCAAUGUCUCUCAUAUGGACACCAGAUCUAGUUCUAUACAACAAUGUGAUUCCAAAGCCAUCAUACGAGCCAAAUGCUGUGGUAAGUCAGAAUGGGGACGUUCUUAUCGUUCCUGUUAACCAGUAUGAAACUGACAACUGCACGAAGAAUGACGAUGUUAUCGAAUGUCAAUUUAAGUUCGGAUCCUGGACGUACAGUGGAAGUGAAAUUGAGUUGGCAGUCUUCAGUCCUCAUAUGAUGCUUGACAACUACAGGGAAAACCCCGAGUACGAGAUAGUCGGUUCAAGUGCUGUUAGGAAUGAACAGAAGUAUUCAUGUUGUCCAGAAAUGUACUAUGACAUAGUCUACACUAUACAAAUUAAACGUCGUCAGUGAAUUUAUUAAAUGUGUCAUGAUUUCAACGAUGUCGUAAUUAUAUCUUCGAACCCACAAACGUUACAUGUGUAUAUAUCAUUUGUUGCAUUGCAGGUAACGCUUAUUGAUUAUAUUAUCUUUUUUGUUCAUGUUGAAGAAAACCCUCAAAUCUUUUGAAAGUUGGUGUUUUGUAAAAAAAACAAUUUUUAGGAAAAACGUAUUUUUACUAAAUAGCGCAAACAGAAAUUAGCAAAUUCAUUUGAGCUGUGCGUUAUAUAAUUGUAAAAUCCAAUGUCUUACAAACAAGAAGUGUCUGAGGAUAAUGAACCUCCAAUGUUGUUACGCUGUAAAAAUCUAUAGCGGUUACCGAAAUUGAAUAACAAAUUGGUUUCCUUGACAACCGAUUUUGCUAAAUUUUAUCAAUACUUUUCUUAACACAUUACAUAACACUUUUUACUCUGACAAGCGGUAUUGAUCUUGUUAAAUAAUUUCUGUUUAUAUAGACUUUAUAUCUUGCUGAAUGUUUUAUUAUUAGAUAUUUGCUAUGUUUAUAAUAAAUAUUAGGUACUUGA